AUGACUUCGAACCGAGAUGGAGAUCCUUCCCAUGCAUUGGAUACGAACAACGAGCUGGCGAUCGCCGCCUGGAAUCGUAAAUUUGGUGGCCCUUCCUGGGUUGAGUUAACAUUCUCUGACGAGGAGCCAUUUACCAGUGUCCGAAAACUUGGAGUAGGAGGCAACAGUACUGUUCACGAAACACACGUCGAUGGGAUUCCGCUGGCUCUCAAGAAGAUCUACACCCGUAAAAAACCUACAAAACAUAUCCUCCGAGAGAUCGAAAUUCUUGGUCGUUUAUCAAAGAAGCGACACCGUCAUAUCGUGAGCUUGAUCGGUUCAUAUCAACACAAGCAAAGAGUUGGUUUUGAUACGGUGCUCUUGAUAUGGCCCGUCGCCCGUACCGAUUUGGCGAAAGUGCUUGGAAACCUCAAAAGUCUCACUACACUUCUGUACGUGCACACUAAGGCUGCCGAUUGCGCAAGGGAAAAUAAAGAGGACCCAGAAAAAUGUACGACAGGGUACCAGUCAGCGAUACAGGAAGCUAUGGACCCACUAUCGUUUCUGGCAACUGCUAGAUCUAAGCCUCUUUCUACCAUUGAGGAAUCAGCGUGGGAGCUGACCAACGAUUGCCGGAGACGCAUUCGGUGCAGCGUGGGUUGCAUAGCCGAGGCAAUAGCAAAUUUGCAUCAAAACAAUAUCCGACACAAAGACCUAAAGCCUUCGCAGAUACUUAUUUCUUCAGAUGGCCUAUGGCUGACUGAUUUUGGGUGGCCUGCGGACAUGUCUGAUGUCAACAGCAGUGUUACCAGCGGUGGUGAUUUUAUGACCCUCAAAUAUCAUGCACCUGAACGAGCCAACAAACGACCGUGUGGACGAGCAGAAGAUAUAUUUGGUCUUGGCUGCAUCUAUCUGGAGAUGAGUUAUGCCAUGCUACAAUCACCCAAAGUCCUGUUCCAUCCUUGGUCGGUUCCAGGAUUUUCAUUCCAGGGCGAUCUCGACCAAGUAGUAUUCUGGUUACUGCCUCUGAUUGAACAUUACAAGGAAGUAAGUUUGAGAUGGAUUGUUCUCCUUAGGGACUUGUUAGCACACGAACAGAAAACACGGCCUGCAGCCAACACAAUCCUUAACCGAAUUCGCACCAUCAACCAAAACUUUCCGGGUCUUGUCGAUACAUGCUGUCACCAACCCCUACCGGCGGAAACGAAAAGGCCUAUUGGUAGCAUACUCCAAACUCAUGGCCCGGAAAUUGCACGGCAUAUCGACCAGCAGGUCGAAGAAUAUGUAAGCAUAGCGAAAGAUUAUGAGCUUUCAGAAUUUCGAUCUACGGAUUUCAUCGAAGCACAAUUCUUGACCCUGAUGCGCAAUAUAUACGAGAUUGUUUCGAACGCACAGCAUGAGCUUUGA
This is a messenger RNA of Alternaria atra, 1386 nucleotides long. RefSeq lists its product as uncharacterized. Gene Ontology annotation, molecular function: ATP binding; protein serine/threonine kinase activity. Gene Ontology annotation, biological process: protein phosphorylation; mitotic DNA damage checkpoint signaling. The record is from RefSeq and is a predicted model, not a curated record. Gene Ontology annotation, cellular component: nucleus; cytoplasm. Bases 1 to 1386 code for a protein of 461 amino acids. NCBI's taxonomy places the organism in Eukaryota, Fungi, Ascomycota, Dothideomycetes, Pleosporales, Pleosporaceae. The transcript has a single exon.